This is a messenger RNA of Aspergillus terreus NIH2624, 804 nucleotides long. RefSeq lists its product as uncharacterized. Gene Ontology annotation, molecular function: oxidoreductase activity, acting on the CH-OH group of donors, NAD or NADP as acceptor. The record is from RefSeq and is a predicted model, not a curated record. Lineage: Eukaryota; Fungi; Ascomycota; Eurotiomycetes; Eurotiales; Aspergillaceae. The transcript is spliced from 4 exons. The coding region runs from base 1 to 804 and encodes 267 amino acids.
AUGUCCAACACAUUGAAGAAGCCUCCGGUUCUCCAGCCCGGGGAAGGACUCCUAGUCACUGGUGCCAACGGCUACGUUGCUUCACAUAUCAUUGACCUUCUUCUGUCCCUAGGGUACCACGUACGAGGCACGGUUCGUGCAGAAAAACCCUGGCUAGAUGAGUACUUUACAACAAAGUAUGGCACGGGCAUGUUUGAGAGCGUUGUCAUUCCUGAUCUGGCUCAGAAAGAGUCCUUGAUCAAUGUGUUAGGUGGGAUCAGUGGAGUUCUUCACGUGGCUACGGACAUGUCUCAUAGCGCAGACGCCGAAAGUGUUAUCAAUAAUGUUCUCAGGAUGACUCAAUCUGUCCUAGAAGCAGCCGCUGAGGUGAAGUCUGUCAAAAGGGUCAUUCUAACUUCAUCUGCUACUGCUGUUCCUCUUGCGAAACCUGGAGUGGAGGGCGUGAUCAUUGACGAGAAUUCAUGGAAUGACAAAGCUGUCCAGCUCGCUUGGAAUGGCUCUGACUCUUCCGACCCCUCUAAUUUUGUCACCGUCUACAGCGCCUCCAAAACAGAGGGUGAACGGUUUGCCUUUACAUGGGUAAAGGAACACAACCCUCAUUUCGUUUUCAACAGCAUUCUUCCAAACUUUGUCUUGGGACCUCUCCUUUCUCCUGACUUCAACGGCUCAUCCGGGAAAGUCGUGCUUGAUCUACUUCAUGGCAAUAGCUGGAUCAUUCCGAUUAUUCCACCAGGUCUCAAUUGCCCCGUUCCCCAGAGCCUCGGGCCGCAUACCAUGAACAAUAAUUGUACUGACAAUUUCUAG